CUGCCCGUACCGGCAGCGCCCAAGGGCCGGCCUGCACCCUGUGGAGCUUUCACCCAUGGGAACGAACUGGGGGAGGCGGCGGCAGACUGGGCUAGGCCGUGCCCUGAGGAAAACCUGCGCCUUUGACCAACCUGGUCUAGUGCAAGCUGUCCCAGCCCAUGCAGCAGUCACCAUGAAGAAGAGUAAAGAUGAAGUGGGAAAGCCCUGCAGAAAAGGCUGAAGAUGAGCUGGCCUUCCUAAUGCCUGGCUCUAGCUGCUUUGGCAGGCCUGGCAGCGCAGCAUGAUUAGGAUGAGGAGGAAGAAACUGUGGGCAUCUUGCUUAUGCUUUGCAGCAGCCUUCUUCCUUGUGGUGACACUCCAGGUUAUCACUGAACUGAGCAAUUCAGAGAAUAAUGUGGCAGUAAUCUCCAGUUUACAGAGUAGCCUGCUAAAGCCUGUGGAGAGAUAUGCUUUUCAGUUCAAGAAGCAGGAACUUCACAGCAGCUUCAAGGCAGAAUCUGAUGUAAAGCACUAUCCUGUCCUGCUCUGGUGGUCUCCCCUGACUGAAGAGAAAGGGAGAUUGGGUCAGUGCGGAGAGGAUGUUUGCUUCUUUACUAUCAACAAGACCUACCAGCACAAUGAGAUGACGAGAGCAUUUCUGUUCUAUGGUACUGACUUCAGUAUAGACAGUCUACCUCUCCCUCGGAAAGACUAUCAUGAUUGGGCUCUUUUCCAUGAAGAAUCACCAAAAAACAACUACAAACUCUUCCACGAACUGACCAUCACCUUAUUCAACCACACUGCAACCUUUAGCCGCCACUCUCACCUACCACUGACCACUCAGUACCUUGAGGGCAUAGAGGUCCUGAAGUCGUUGAGGUACAUGAUCCCACUGCAGGUGAAAAACAGCCUGAGGAAGAGGCUUGCACCGCUUGUGUAUGUGCAGUCUGAUUGCAACCCUCCUUCUGAUCGGGACAGUUAUGUGCGUGAGCUCAUGUGUUACAUUGAAGUAGACUCUUAUGGGGAAUGUUUACAUAACAGAGACCUUCCUCAGCAUCUCAGAGGCCCAACUGCCAUGGAUGAUGGGAACUUCUAUCAAAUACUUGCACAGUACAAGUUCAUUCUUGCUUUUGAAAAUGCUAUCUGUGAAGAUUACAUUACUGAAAAACUGUGGCGGCCACUGAAGCUGGGAGUGGUACCAGUGUACUUUGGGUCUCCUAGCAUUGUAGACUGGCUUCCUAGUAACAAGAGUGCAAUCCUGGUAUCCAGUUUUUCACACCCUCGGGAGCUGGCUCAUUAUAUCAAAACACUUGAUAAAAACGAUCACGAAUAUGAAUCCUACUUGCAAUGGAAACUGAAAGGGGACAUUACCAACCCAAGGCUGCUUACAGCAAUGAAGGAACGCAAGUGGGGAGUGCAAGAUAUCUCCCAGGACAAUUACAUUGACACCUUUGAGUGCAUGGUGUGUAACAGAGUGUGGGAAAACAUCAGAAGGGAAGGAAAGGGAUGGCUGCCACAGAGGUGGAAAGCUCAGGUUAACCAUCUGAGCUGUCCCAAACCAGAAGCAUUCUCGUUCUCAACUUCAAACCCUGGCUGGACUUCUCUCCAUGAGAUGUGGAUACCAAGCUUUGAGCAAUCCAGGAAAGAAGCCUGGGCACUGAGGCAUCUGGUGGAAAGGAACAGGAAUUUUACAGCUCAAGAAUUUUGGAUGCUUGUAUUCAAAGAAUAAACACAACAACAUGUAAAAUAGAGUGAGCUUCUCAGAGGAGUCUGUGGGAUUUUCUUUUGAGUGUCACCUUAUCAUCAGUAGCCAUAGGAAGUAGAUGUGUAAGACUGAGUUUGGUAUAUUGAGAGCUCAAGGAGUACUAAGGAGUGUUAAGUAAUAGAAUCACCCUGCCAGUGAUACAUGUAUACAUUAAAUAUGUAUAGAUAUAUGCAUUUAUAUUUAUGUUGUCAUUAGUUCAGAUGUUUUAACAUUAAGGCACAAGUUGUCGAGGUUGUCAAAGCUCAGUUUUAAGCACACAGCUAAUUCCCAUGGGGCAGAUGGAUCUCCCUCCAUCUUUAGAUACAUCCUUGUGUUCAUGGCCUCAGGAACCCUUUUUUCCAGUCCAGGACUUUCCUUGCUGCUCUGAUAGCAACAAGCACCUGACACCAUUGCACUCGUACAGCUUCUUUGCUGCUUUGGAGGUAGAGGAAAAAGUUGGGAUUCUGUCCCUGGCUAGCUGUUUAUUAUCAAUUUGCCUGGCAUCAGUAGAUUUAGCAGGGACUUGGCGGGCUUUGUGUCCUGACACUGAGUGCCAAUUGAAAGUGCAUUAGUGUUUGGCACAAGGAAGCACCAUCUGUUAGUGUCCAGAGACAGAUUGAAUGAAAAAUGUGCUGGCUCAGAUUUACCCAUCAUCUGCUAAAAAUAAGCAAGGCACAUAAAUAUCUUCACUCCUCAGAAAAAGGACUGUCUCAGUAUGACUUACCUUCUUGCCUUUCUGAUGAAGGACUAGUAUUUGUAUCACAUAUUAACAUGGAAUUAUGUGCUUGAAGGGGCAGGAAUGAAACACUGAAGCUGGAAAGUCUUCAGUAUGAACAAGGAGAGGUAGGCAAACAACCUCCCUGUUUUAACACAGAAAACCUCAAAUUUGCCUGACAAAAACCUUGGUAAUCGUGGGCAUCACUUGCCAAAGGACACACCUUUGCCUGGUAUGCAGACUACUGCAGUUUUCAUCCCAAAUUCUUCCAACCUCAGUCUAUGGAGGAGUCAACUUGGCAUUAUCUGUGUGGAGCCUGUCAGAUGAGGGGUGUCAUUCAUACGCAUACCAAUGUAUGUAUAUACAGGCAAACGUAACUACUAAUACGUAAUUCUUCACAUUGCUGCAAAUAAAG
Melopsittacus undulatus (budgerigar) is the source of this 2853-nucleotide messenger RNA. RefSeq names its product fucosyltransferase 10 (gene POFUT3). Gene Ontology annotation, molecular function: alpha-(1->3)-fucosyltransferase activity. Gene Ontology annotation, cellular component: Golgi membrane. NCBI's taxonomy places the organism in Eukaryota, Metazoa, Chordata, Aves, Psittaciformes, Psittaculidae. Bases 281 to 1708 code for a protein of 475 amino acids. The transcript is spliced from 5 exons. The record is from RefSeq and is a predicted model, not a curated record.